UUUCUUCGCUUACCACGGUGUUCGAUACAAGCAGGUUGACGUGAUUCAUCGUCAGCGAUCCAUUGCUCUCCAACAACUCUCAUUCAUCGUUUCUCCUUCUGCUGAGCAAACACCUUCACCUCUGAGUCAGAGGCUCUGACUCUGCAAAAUGGGCUCUUACCUUUCCAUCGUCAACAACACCGACGACCCGUGGACCUGCAAGAUCGGACCUGAUGAGGCUGCUCUGAAGAUUGCUGGUAUCGCCAUCUCUGUCGUUGGAACUCUAGCUACAGUCAUCGGCACGGCUGGCGCUGCUGCUCCUGUGGCCUCCGCUCUCGCUGCGAAUGGAGUCGUAUCAGUAUUUGGGGUAUCAACGAGUGCCUUAGCUGCAGGUGCUACUGCUGCUGCCAGUGUCACCUCAGCAGUCUCGAUCGCCGGCUCCGUCUCGGGAUUCGGCAUUGCAGUCGCGCAAGGCAUCAACGACCACCUCAUCACGGACGGAUACGUUAGCAUCGCUCCGGGUGACAAGCACCAAUGGGGUAAGAUGAGUCUUUCGCUUUGGCAGCAAGGAACGUGUGUCCGCACCACUAUCGUCGAUGAAAAGACCGUCACUACCGACACGCUGUACAUGCGCCCGAUCUUCAGCGGUGAGACGGAGACUGUGAGUGGCACGACGGACCAGCAGCGUCGCCACCACUCACCACGUCACGACACAAAAAAGGAAGGUCACAACCACAAAGAAGGAGGUCACCACCAUUAUCGCCACCACAAAGAUGGCGAGCAUCAAGAUGGACAGACCGUUUACUUCUACGUCAACGGCACUAACACAUAUGACGCGAUCUUUAACUACAACUAGGCUGUCUAAGCUGGACCCUAGCAAGCGUUUGUAGCACAUUUCGAAUUAGCUGGUGGGAAAAAUGUUCUCGAUUUUAGCCGCGAAUAUAAUUGAUUUUUUGAGUUUGUCGA
This is a messenger RNA of Phytophthora infestans T30-4, 945 nucleotides long. RefSeq lists its product as uncharacterized. The transcript is spliced from 2 exons. Bases 149 to 835 code for a protein of 228 amino acids. The record is from RefSeq and is a predicted model, not a curated record. Lineage: Eukaryota; Oomycota; Peronosporomycetes; Peronosporales; Peronosporaceae.